Molecule: messenger RNA, 2524 nt
Organism: Stereum hirsutum FP-91666 SS1
Lineage: Eukaryota; Fungi; Basidiomycota; Agaricomycetes; Russulales; Stereaceae
Exons: 10
Coding region: 1-1272 (423 amino acids)
Biological process (GO): macroautophagy
Cellular component (GO): endoplasmic reticulum
Source: RefSeq, a predicted model, not a curated record
AUGUCGAGACCUGUCCUACGAGACCCUCAAGCGCGGAAUACUCAAUACUCCGCUUACGGUUCUGCACGGUCAUCAUACCCCACAUUUCUGCCCCUGCAGGACUCUUUAUUGUUGCAAGCUCAGUGGGCUUGGCGUGGGCUCGUAGAUGCAUUUCGGUGGGAUGUCGUCGUGCGACUGGUGGCCAGCGACGCUGAGAUACGGGCGAACGCACUGAAGUCACUCCUUUUAAACCUGAUCUCACUCUCGUCAAUCUAUAUAUUCGACCUUCUGUUACACCCGCUCGCGAAGGAUCAGCCGCAGAAAUGGCUUCAUAGGAAUGUGGGAUGGUUCUACCAGAUCCUGUGGAUAUUUCCCAUCGUUUGCGCAUCGCUCUACCUCAAUACAUCAUGGUGUACCCUUAUAGCGAACCGCACCUAUACUCUCCAACACGGUCGCUCCUCUUACGCUUCCCCUGCCGAUUCCGGACCUGCGCCCAACGCUUAUAUUGCUUUCCUUAACUCUUUGGCCACUUCGGCGUACCGAGGAGUUAUGAUUGUCACAAGUGUGGUGCUGGGAUUUGCGCUGGGGUAUGUUCCGUUCGUGGGUGGCUUGGCAGAGUUUACGUUUUUAUGUUGGGUGGAUGCGUAUUAUUGCUUCGAGUUCAUAUGGAUAGCACGGGGACUUUCGCUCUCGCGACGAGUUCGACAUCUAGAGGAGCGUUGGGCUUAUUACUUCGCCUUCGGUCUUCCAUCGGCCGCACUAUGCAUCUGGGGAAGCACCCUAGCUAAUGCAGCACUCUUCGCUCUUCUCUUCCCUUCAUAUAUAAUAAUGGCAAUGCACGCCCGUCCAGGUCCUUAUGAUCCUUACAACCCCAUCCCGGCCCCAUCAUCCGCUGCCACCGCCUCACAUUCUCAGAACCAACAACAAGCUACCAUACACCCCUCACCAUACGUUCCAAUACGUCUCCCCAUCUUCCAGCCUGUCAUUUUCAUCAACGAUUGGGUGGUGAAGAUCCUCAGUCUAGGAAUGAGGGGCGGGAGAGGCCAUGGUGGAGGAGCUGGGAUUGGGAGUGGUGGGUUGGCGAGAGGGAGGUGGAAUGAUAAGGCAGAUAGCUUGGAGGAUGGGGAGGGAGAGGAGAUUGAGAUGAGGAUGGGUAUGCGGGCAGCGUCAGGAGGUAUGAAUGGCAUGGGUGGAGCUGGGGCGAAUAUAGGGCAAGGAAGGGUUGGGUUUGCGGGGCCUGAAGUCAGAACCAGGGAGAGAGUUCAAAGAGGUGGGAGAAGGAAGGCAGAUUGAGGUGGCGUGACUAUCGACCAUUCUCGUCGAGUUGUUGCUUGGAAGCGUCUGCGCCAGGCAUUGGAUAUCCUGUAGAAAUCGGCGAUAUCAUCUCUAACAAUGUCCGGAAGACUCAAUACUUACAUUACAUCGUAUACCACCUCUAUGCACGAGACUAUGCUUUCACGAUCGCUGCUAUCUUUCCUGCUACAUGUAUUACUUGUCCCUCGUAUAUACACUGCUUGCGAACCGACAAUGACGUCUCAGCCGAACCCAGCCCACUCGAUACUAAGAUAUGUCACUUCCUUGCUCUCAGGGUCCCACCCACAAAGCACAUGAGCCUUCUUCGUCGCAGUGCCCAACCGUCCAUGAGCCACAACCUCCAUCGGGUGCAAUGGCGCGUUCGGUGACGAUUGCACUGUAGCAGCGAAGUGCGAAUGAUAGCGCAGCGGGUCGCCAGGGUAAACGAGCCAUUCACCACCGAACUUACUCCCUCCGCCCAUAUAAUACCCUUUGUGCCACAGAUCGCUAAACACUCCACAUUUUGCCUUUUCUUCUUCUGUGGAAGGAUAUGUCCAGAUGCCAGCGUCUUGUGCUGCUUUCAGCGUCGAAUACGUAUGUUUCUCCGGAGCGUACCAGCUGAAGCCGUCGGAGGUAGUCGGUACAGAGACGGUGUAUGGAACACUAGCAGAUGUCGACGACGAUCCUAUCCCAGCGGCCGAGGAAGCAUUCACAAGGGUAUUCUGUGGUACUUCCGAUGCUGGAGAAGUUUCUGGCACGAAUAGAGCGUCUCCCGUGGCUUCUGCAGCAGCCUUCUGAGCCGCCUCUGCAGCUUUCCGUCUCUUCUCCUCUCGUUCUUUUCGUUUCUGAAUAGCGACCUCGCUCAUGGAUUUGUCUUCUUUGACGGGGUUGGAGGACGCUAGCUGUGUUUGGAGGACUUUGAGCUGUUUUUCGACGUCUUGGGUGCGGUCGAGAUCCCAGGAUGCGAGUUGGGAGAUUGUAGGAUCGUGGUGGGCUUCUGGGUCGUCAACUAGGACUGCAAACCCUUCGUUGACGAGGAGUGCCACCUCCUCAGGCAUGAGAAUGUAUGGCAAUCCCAAGAAGACAUUUUGCUGUGAUAGGUGGGGAAGUGUUCCACCCAACACGCCACAGAUGCGAUAUUUUGAGCGCAUGACCGCAGCGUCAUCUACAUUCCACACAAAUGCACGAUUGUUAGAUACGUGGAUCGGUAUUGGUGGUUGAUCCAUGCUGAAAGACUGAAGGAAGAGGCCGC